ACGCGCACCGUAGGAGAAAGUGAAAGUAAAAUGAAGCAGGGUUUUGCAGGGGAAAUCCACGGAUCUUAGUGACUUUGGUGAACGUGAAAACAGCAGUGGACGUUAUUUCGCAGCAGAGCAGAAACAUACAAACAUGACGGAAUUGUCUACGAUUUAUAAACUGAGCCUGGUCGCUGCUGCCUGUUUCUUCCACGCCUGUAGCAGCAGCAGUUGUCCUGCGCUGGAUUGCUGGUUUGUGCAGGAGAAAGUGGGUCGAGGAGGAGGCCUUACUCCACCAACAUCCCAGGAAAAAUCCCUGCUCUACAUCAGAACAGACACAAACAGCCACAGCGCAGAGUCGCAGGAGCCUCUGUCUGACACCAGCCCUGACAGAGUCUAUUUUAUUACAGAUCCAGCUGCCACCCUGUGCCAUCACUCCCUCAGUCCUCCCAAAGGCUCCAUCGAGAAGCCGCAGUGUGAGAUCAGCCCCUUCCUGCAGCAGCCCUCAAACCUCAAAUGGGUUGCUCCACUCACAGUCUCUGGCUUCAGCCCCUUAUACCUCCAAGCAGAUUGGUUUUCCGCUGCACUACGUGGGGUAGACAAAGAGCUGGCCAUUUCCACCGUCAUGCGAGCUCCCACGGCAACCAAAGAGCCAAAUGUGAUUCUCAGUGUGACCAGUAAAACCGUGUCGGUGCAGUCCAGACUCGGGAAGCCAGUGUUGCUGGACUGCGGCUUCUGGGUCGACCCUUCCUCGCCUCUGUCCGGGUCCGGUUUUGCCGUCGAGUGGCGCUACCAGUUCAGAGGAAAGGGACGACUUGUUCUGGCUUAUGAUGGCAAGACAGACCGUCUGGCAGACACACAGGAGAAAGGGGCCACACUGGACAUUGAGGGUUUGCACAAGAAAGGAAAUGCAUCCCUGAUUCUGCAGGAGGCAAAAGUGCGUCACUCUGGGACUUACAUUUGCACCGUGUAUCUGCCGUACCUUCUGGCUCAGGUGGCGGUGGAGCUGGAGAUUGUAGAGCCUCCGUCUCUCUCCAUCCACCCUUCCCCGCUGCCCCUCGCUGCUCCUGGCCAGACUUUGAAUGUCCACUGCCAAGCGUCCGGCUUUGCCCCCCUCUCCAUGGAGCUGAGCUGGGAGUUUAAAGGUGCAGAUGGUAAGGCCAGGCCACUGGAAUCAGGCAGUGUCACAGGGCACAGGGAGGCAUGGGAUGGCACCUACAGCCAGAGCACUUGGCUGGCGCUCGACACGUCAAAGAUGGACCUGGGCACCGGAGGAGAGCUGACCUGUGUGGCUGUUCAUCCUGGAGGCACGCGACGGGCCCGCACGUCCCUCAGCAUCAUCGGGUUGACGAGUCCAUCUAUUGAGGAUUCCAUGGCAAUGGUUGGUGUGGCACUCGUGCUCUAUGGUCUCAUCAAGUUUGUCUUCUGGACCUUCACCAGCUCAGGUGAGGCUGAAAAACUUGAUAAGAAGGAGAAGUGAAGAAGGAAGAAGCCAAUUGAUGUGGAAAUUAAACAUUCUUGCAGCUCCAGUGGUGGCAUCUUUUCAAGGUCCUAUUUAUUUAAUUCUGUUUUUAAAAAUUAGGUAAUGCAGAAUUUUCUCUCAUCUUAUGGAAAAGUUUUCUGCGUAGUUCAAAACUCUUGCAAUCAUCGUCUUUAUAUUCAUGUAUUGACAUGUUGGUCCCUCUAUACAGUUUAACAAACACUGGAAAAGAAAAAAAACACAUCUAUACUAAAUCAGCCCAAACUCGUCCAAACCUGUGACGAGUGAAAAGUGAAUUUGUAAAUAUUUGAUAUAAAAA
This is a messenger RNA of Solea senegalensis (Senegalese sole), 1778 nucleotides long. RefSeq names its product tapasin-like. The record is from RefSeq and is a predicted model, not a curated record. The transcript has 8 exons. NCBI's taxonomy places the organism in Eukaryota, Metazoa, Chordata, Actinopteri, Pleuronectiformes, Soleidae. Bases 134 to 1459 code for a protein of 441 amino acids.